AGGGCGGAGCUGGGCCCAGAAGCCCCUCCCAGCGGCCGCGCCGCGGCCCGGCCUGUUAUUCGGCUAGCUGUUUGCCCGAGACCCACGCAGCGCCAGUGGCUCGGGGAGUCCGCCCCCUGCCCAGGCCUGGAACCAACCCCAACCCGAGAGGCCGGAGACGGAGCUGGAGAGGCUGCCGCAUCCCGGCCCAGCCUCCCAUACCAUCCCUCCCCUCUGCGCUGGACGUCGGGACCCUGGGCCCCGCAACGACAGGGCUCCGGAAACUCUCCCCGCCCAGCACGGCAGCUGGGCCCCGCGCCGCCCUCUCUGCAGAGACCCCAGUCUUCCUCCAGACCAGACUUCCGCCUACCCCUGGACGCCCCCUCCCGCUUCCCUCCCUCCCCGCCUCCCCAAGUCUGGAGCGGGGUAGGAGGGAGGGGGUGUGUGCGCCCUGCGCCGUCCCCGCCCCGCCCCCCGUGAUUCCCCCUGUAUGGCCGGCCCGGGCGGGGGAUGCGGGGGGGCCCGGGCGCCAUGCGGGGAGGGCACAAGGGGGGUCGCUGUGCCUGUCCCCAUGUGAUCCGAAAAGUGCUGGCAAAAUGCGGCUGCUGCUUCGCCCAGGGGGUACGUGAAUGGUCUGUACCCUUUGGGAUGGGGUGGGAUGUAGGAGAGCAGAUGGCCACCCUCAGCUUCCAGUGUCUGCCCAGAUGGCUACCCCCACCCCUAUAUCUGUACCAUGCUCAGGAUAUGGGGGAACCUCCACAUGUAACUGGGGAUUCCAGACCUGAACCCUAUUCCAUUGCUGGCAGUGAUGGGAGUAUCUCGGCUUCAGCUGCCUCGGGUCUGGCUGCACACUCUGGUCCCAGUUCCAGGCUCAGCUCUGGCCCCUGUUCCCCUGGCCCCCCAGAGCCAGUCAGUGGCCUGAAAAGAUGGUUGGAUCAUUCUAAACAUUGUCUCAAUGUGGAAACUGAUGCAAGCGGUGGCCAGACUGGGCCAUAUGAGAACUGGAUGCUGGAACCAGCUCUAGCCACAGGAGAGGAGCUGCCAGAACUGACCCUACUGACCACAUUGUUGGAGGGCCCUGGAGAUAAGACACGGCCACCUGAGGAGGAGACUUUGUCCCAAGCCCCUGAGAAUGAGGAGGAACUGAAGAAGGCGGCUCUGGAAAGGAGUAUGUAUGUCCUGAGUGAACUGGUAGAAACAGAGAAAAUGUACGUGGAGGACUUGGGACAGAUUGUGGAGGGGUACAUGGCUACCAUGGCUGCUCAGGGGGUCCCAGAGAGUCUUCGAGGCCGAGACAGGAUUGUGUUUGGGAAUAUCCAGCAAAUCUAUGAGUGGCAUCGAGACUAUUUCCUCCAGGAGCUACAGCGGUGUUUAAAGGAUCCUGAUUGGCUGGCUCAGCUAUUCAUCAAACACGAACGCAGACUGCAUAUGUACGUGGUGUACUGUCAGAAUAAGCCGAAGUCAGAGCACGUGGUGUCAGAAUUUGGGGACAGCUAUUUUGAAGAGCUCAGGCUGCAGCUGGGGCACCGUCUGCAGCUCAGUGACCUCCUCAUCAAGCCAGUGCAGAGGAUCAUGAAAUACCAGCUGCUACUCAAGGAUUUUCUCAAGUAUUACAGUAGAGCUGGGGUGGAUACUGAAGAGCUAGAGCAAGCUGUGGAGGUCAUGUGCUUCGUGCCCAAGCGCUGCAAUGACAUGAUGACCUUGGGGAGACUGCGGGGGUUUGAGGGCAAAUUGACUGCUCAGGGAAAGCUCUUGGGUCAGGACACAUUCUGGGUCACGGAGCCAGAGGCUGGGGGGCUGCUGUCCUCCCGAGGUCGAGAGAGGCGUGUCUUCCUCUUUGAGCAAAUCGUUAUCUUCAGUGAGGCCCUGGGAGGAGGUGUGCGAGGUGGAACACAGCCUGGAUAUGUGUACAAGAGCAGCAUCAAGGUGAGCUGCCUGGGACUGGAGGGGAACCUCCAAGGUGACCCUUGCCGCUUUGCACUGACCUCCAGAAGGCCAGAGGGUGGAAUCCAGCGCUAUGUUCUACAAACUGCAGACCCUGCAGUUAGUCAGGCCUGGAUCAAGCAAGUGGCCCAGAUUCUGGAAAGCCAGCGGGACUUUCUCAAUGCACUACAGUCACCAAUUGAGUACCAGAGGCGGGAGAGCCAGACCAACAGCCUGGGGAGAACAGGAGGGCCUGGGGUGGGGAGCUCUGGAAGAAUUCGGCCUGGAGACCAGGCCCAGGUCAGCACACACACACCCAUCAAUGGCUCUCUCUCCUCCCUGCUGCUGUUGCCCAAAGGGGAGGUGGCUAGAGCCAUCCUGCCCCUGGACACACAGGACCCCAGUGACAUCCCUCAGCCUCCUUGUGACUCUCCUCCAGUUCCACCAAUUCCUAACACUCUUCCCUGCCAAGCCAGACUUGCCAAGCUGGAUGAGGAUGAGCUGUAACUUGUGAAGGCCAUGGGGAUGGUGCUGCUCAGCCACUCUAUUCCCAAGGAACUUAAGGGCAGUCGUGGCACCACCCUGGAAAUCCCCUUCUUGGUGUGUCUGAGGGUGGGCAUAGUGGGAGUGGUGUGAACUUGGAGGAGGGUAUCUAACUCAAAAAGACUUCUUUCUGCCCAAGGAACCCAGAUUCCUUCAGUUCCCACCCCUAUGCAUGCUUCACAGUUUUCUCCAAAAGAAGGGUAUGCUUGGAGGGGAGUGCUGGGCAGGGACCAGAUAGACAGGACCGGUUUUCUUAUUUCUUUUGUUUUUUUCUGUUUUCUGAGAAUAAAGGUUUUGUUAUAUCACUAA
This is a messenger RNA of Manis javanica (Malayan pangolin), 2754 nucleotides long. It is a transcript of the gene ARHGEF25, whose product is annotated as Rho guanine nucleotide exchange factor 25. Gene Ontology annotation, molecular function: guanyl-nucleotide exchange factor activity. Lineage: Eukaryota; Metazoa; Chordata; Mammalia; Pholidota; Manidae. The record is from RefSeq and is a predicted model, not a curated record. Gene Ontology annotation, cellular component: extrinsic component of membrane; plasma membrane; cytoplasm. Gene Ontology annotation, biological process: axon guidance.